ACAACUGGGAAAGAGCUGAGACCACUGGGCAAGACCAGAAACUACAGGGUGCGCUUCGAAACAAUGGACAGACCAGUGGACGACAUAACAGGAACUGCCACAUAACCGGGACUGCCAAGUCCACUGUCAUCUGUUUUACCAUGUACGACAUUCCAUUUGGAUUAACUUUGAAACUUUAAAUUUCAGAAGACACAAUCAAAAUGGCAAGCCGAGGAUUUCUAUUCGUCAAAUGUGGAGACAAAAAGAUAUAAUGGAAAAGGGCAGACUUGAAAAACGUUUAAAAUCCUACGAAAGGGAGGUAAUGAGGUAUGCCCACAUCAUAGACCGCGAGAAAAGGGCCAUCAUCCGGGAUUUCGAAGCCGUGAGACGAACAUCUGGAAAUAGUGAUCUGGCAAUUCCACCGAAUGGACAACGAGACAAUAUUUAUGCCGAAUCUUCGUAUUCGAAAUCGGGAUUCAGACUCAGUGAGAAAAGACUUAUGGAGUGGAAACUGUCGGAAAAAGAACUCGAAAGAUUUUUAAAAAGGACGCAAGUCGGAAAAAAUAUGUUUCCGCGUGAUACGAGUUACGACAACAGACGACCAAAAACAAGCAUGGGUCGUAACAGCAAGACUAAUAACGGAUUUAUUAAUGGUAGAAGGCCAAAAACUGGUGUUCUGACUUUGACAGGUCAAUAUCCAGAAAUUCAAAGUCAAGCUAAAAUAUUCAGACUCUAUCUUAAUAAUGACGGAAUUGAGUCGAAGUUAGAGUACCAGAAUAAAGACGAAAAAACGCUCCGAUUGGAUAAAAGUCAUUUUAUUAAGAUUCCCGCAAAUGGCUACAUAAAAGAGGAAGCUUGUGAUGAUUUGAAUGAUGAAGUGGUUGCUACCACGGAAGAACAGCCAGUUUCAGAUGAUGAUAAGGUUGAAAGGUCGCUCAGUAGACGUAGCAUGAAGUCGGCAUGCUGCCCAGGACGACGGAGCAGGUGCCGAAGUCGCGUGGACUUAGUUCAAGAGUCAAAAGAAGUCAAUUUCCCACGAUCGAGAAGACUUUCCAGGUCAUCAAACAGUCCAAAAACUAAAGGAGACAGAGCAGCGAGUAUCACCAGAAUUUAUAGCUCUCCAUCCAGGCGAUCGUCCUUAGACUCGCCAAGAACUCCGCCAAAACGGAGAAACGGUUCGAUAUCAAGAAAGUGCUCUCAGUCUAUGGACGCUAGGAGAUCAUCUUCAUCGCUAAAACGAGUCGACUCCUUUUCACGGAGAUCAUCUACGACUCGCAACCCAAUUAGCAACAGCGACGAAAAUCUCAGCAACAAAGCUGCGUCCAAGCAAAACGAUCUGGGCAAUAAGCAAGACUUUACGGAAAACAAAGAUAGUUUAAGCAACCAAAAUCCGGAAUCUGAAAAUCUACAGGAAUGUGGUGAAUCACAAAGUUUGCUAAAAAGUUCGGAAUUAAGUUCUUUUGGUGAAAUGGGUCAGUUUAAUUCAUCUAAUGCUGCUGACUUGGAGAACAGCGACCAACGUGCUGAAAACCCCCAAAAGCCAAGAAGGGUGUUGGGGAAUAACAAUAUUCGAUCGAAAAGAUCCGAGAGUAUUCAGACAAGGAAGCGACUAGGGAGGAAUCCACAAUCCAUUCGGAGCAAAACAAAUACUCCGAGCGGUAAUUCACGGCGCGGAUACGUAGAAAGUGUUAUCAACUCUAAUAAAAACGGAACAAUUAUGGAAUCGCCACGCACCUCGAGUCGUUAUUCACCUCCUGCUAUUGGUAUUUACCAGGGGAAGUCGGGGGAUCCGGGCAGUAGCCAUCAACCAAUAACUUCAGAGGAACCUGUUUUCUUUUCUGAUAGUGAAGAGCCCCAGCUUGACUUGUCAUACCCGGAUACAAAUGUUUCCAGGAGAAGUAGUAAAAGACACGUUAUUAGAAAGGCGCGUUUUAAUUUACAUAAUAAAGCUAGAAAGGGUGGGUUAAUUGGUUCAAAAUCUAACGAACCGAGAAUAAUUCCUUCCGUGAAGAGGGGGGAAGGGCGAGGUUCAGCGGGUGGAAGUAUAAAACCAUCACAACAUAAUUCAAGAAAUUUCGAUUCUAAUGAUCGGAACAGCAAACCUUCGAUUCCAUCCACUUCUGUGACCAUGAUGAACGCGUCAACAUCAUCAACUGGUUGUGUCAUUAGACGAUCAACGUCAUCGUCUGCUGCAAGUUCCCAUCCCAGACCACCUAUAUCAUCUGCUGCCUCGGGGUCGACAGUAGCAUCAACUACUGAUGUUUCUAGACCACACACGUCAUCGACGAUUGGCACCAGGAGGUCGCCAGCUUCGACUACUCCCAUUGCAAAAAGACCGUCAACAUCGUCCAAUUCAGAUACCACGAGACCACCAACGUCAUCAGAUCAUAAUACCAUGAGACCUUCAACGUCACCAAAUCGUAAUACCACGAGACCUUCAACGUCAUCGGAUCUUAAUGCCACUAGACCGCCAACGUCAACGAGACAUAAUUCCACAAGACCGUCAACGUCAUCGGAUCUUAAUGCCACAAGAACGUCGACGUCAUCGAGACAUAAUACCACAAGACCGUCAACGUCCGCGAUUCGAGAUUUCGUUGUUGAUCAAUUGGCGUCGCUAGGCGAUGGAAAUAUAAGACCACUCACCUCUUCUCCCAGUGACCAAAGUAGACCAACAACAUCCUCUACACGUCAAAGAAAAUGGAACUCUGAUGUUUGUAUUGAUUAUCCGCCGGCGAUUCACGCUAAAAAUAACAUCAAUUCCGUUUUUAAAGUUGCCAUGGUUUUCUCGAAAUCCGCGAGAAAAACACGACUAAACAAAUUAGUGGAUGAAUUUAGUCCUGAUUUACGUCAGAUGGUUCGAGAAGAAAGACUAACUGAAUUAAAAUCACGAUCAUCUCAGCUCUCGAAUCUGGCUAGUCAGUUUAACAUCGAGUAA
This is a messenger RNA of Patella vulgata (common limpet), 2914 nucleotides long. Its product is annotated as serine/arginine repetitive matrix protein 2-like. NCBI's taxonomy places the organism in Eukaryota, Metazoa, Mollusca, Gastropoda, Patellidae. The coding region runs from base 230 to 2914 and encodes 894 amino acids. The record is from RefSeq and is a predicted model, not a curated record. The transcript has 2 exons.